Molecule: messenger RNA, 2274 nt
Organism: Talaromyces atroroseus
Lineage: Eukaryota; Fungi; Ascomycota; Eurotiomycetes; Eurotiales; Trichocomaceae
Exons: 6
Coding region: 1-2274 (757 amino acids)
Biological process (GO): DNA replication initiation; mitotic G2 DNA damage checkpoint signaling; mitotic DNA replication checkpoint signaling
Source: RefSeq, a predicted model, not a curated record
AUGGAGGGCGAGGCCGUGAAGAACAAGGAACACCCGCUUGCCGGCGUGGUUCUUUGCUUCACCUCCAUCCUUCCAGAGCAGAGGUCGAAGCUGGCUGAGAUUGCAAGCCAAAUGGGAGCCACCCACAAAUAUGAUUUGACUUCGGACGUUACCCAUCUCCUCGUCGGCGAUACGAAUACCGAGAAGUACAAGUUUGUGGCACGUGAACGCAGCGAUGUAUUGGUCUUGAUGCCGGAAUGGAUUGAAGCCGUGAGGCAGUCAUGGAUGGAAGGUGGAGACACCGAUUUGAAAGCCUUGGAGAAGCAGUACAAAUUCCCUACGUUUCAUGGGCUUUCCAUUUGUGUCACUGGAUUCGAUGACCCAUCAUAUCGAACUUAUCUCCAAGAGACUGCUAUAGCGAAUGGUGCCGAUUUUAGGAAAGAUCUUACAAAGAAUGUCACACAUCUAGUUGCUCAUCAGCCCAGCGGCCAGAAAUACAAAUUUGCAACGCAAUGGCAAAUCAAAGUCGUCAGCGCAAAAUGGUUUAGUGACAGCUUGGAGCGAGGCAUGGUUUUAGAUGAAGCCCGCUAUGAUAUUCUUCUGCCACCCAAAGAACAAGGAGUCGGUGCAUGGAACCGCACGCAUGCUCAAGUGCCUGUGAAGAGAAAUAGGUCUGCGGACUCUUCGAAUACGCGAUCGCGCAAACUGCGAAGGGCAGCAAGCAGCAAACUUGGGGAUCAAAAUGAAACAAUUUGGAAUGACAUAAUGGGUGGUGGAUCAAAUUCAUUUGAUAAAGGGGGUACAGUGUCUACCAGUACUUCGACCGGUCCGCAGGCGAGGGAGACUCCUACGCAGGUAUUGAAUUUCUUUGAGACUGAGCCAUCUGCCGAUUCCCCGAAUAAAACUGCUUUGGAGGAAGACGUAUCUUCAGAAUCGAAAGGUUUCCUCCAAGGUUGCUACUUCUAUAUGAAUGGAUUUUCGUCUAAACAGAUACCUAGACAUGAGGUUCCUUCCACGGAAGACAAAGGCUUCAGCUGUGAACUAGUCACUGAUAUGUGGCUGGAACGCUGCUUGGAUGCCAAAACACUCGUUUCGCCGGAAGCCCAUGUUACUAGUACUCCCUUUCCACGGUUGCCGUUAAAUGGUGCGAAAUAUGAGGAGUACUUCACACCGAAUGUUUCCGUUUUAAUAUGCAACGAUCCAAAAUCUGUCAACCCUGAGAAAUUAAGACAUGCACUACAAUGGGGCGUCCCUGUUGUAUCCGCUGACUGGCUUUGGAUAUCUGUACAGUCGAGCCAGAAGAAGGCGUUUGAGCCUUACAUAGUGCACAAACCAGCCUUGCAAAAGAAAGACACUUUGGCGCAUGAAGACUCUACGAAAGUCCAAGUAGCCACUGAUAUAGGAGAAAAAUCAUCUUCAGCGAACUCUGGUAGAGAUGCAAAAUCUCAAUCUCGACAAACAUCACUUCCUGCAAUUGAACCAAAUAAAUCAACGCCGAGUGAUGCGCACGGUUCCACAGGAAGACAGUCCAACGACGCGGCUGAUGCUUCUCUACCAUCACAUUCCCGCCAGCCGACACAGGGGAGCGAUGAUAAGAUUGCUUUGAAAGCUAUCGAAUCCAAGACUGAGGACAAUAGAACUUCAAUCGCAACUUCUCGAAACUCCUUCAGCAGUUUAGAGUCUGCGAUGGAUGGUUUCCUUGAGAAAGCUAGGGCACUUACACGUGCAAGGAACGUUAUGGGCGGGGAGAGCGGCACUCGACGGCGCAGGCCUAACCUGGGAAGGACAAAUUCCUUGUCAUCUGCUAGAAAUGAUUCUAAAAGACCAGAGUCUCGGGCCAGUUCUAUUGAUACACUGAAUGAAGACGGGUAUGGCAGCGCGGUGAGUGUCGAUACUGAUGGGAAUAAAUCGCUUACUGGCAGAUUGUCUCGUACCUUCACUGGCCAGAGUCUUCAAUCUUUGUUAAAUGGCAGCAAAUAUACAAGAUAUAUUGACGCGCCAAUUCCUGAGAACGACGAGCUAUUAGAUGAUGAGAAUGGAACCCCUGCGAUGACUCAACUCAACUACGACGACCCGGAUGCAAUGGCUGUACGAGAAGAGAUUAUGAGAUUAGCCCGCCGAGGAAAUGCCGACGAGGCUUACGUUUCUGAAAAACUGAAGCAAAAAGAACCUAUUCAUCCGCAAGUGGUAGUCGAUGAAUCUCCACAGGUCGUAGACAAGCUGGGAGGGCGAGCAACUACCAGAAGAACACGGAGGUCCGCUGGAAAACAGCAGAAAGAAGACGAUUUUUUCUAA